Molecule: messenger RNA, 1771 nt
Organism: Drosophila kikkawai
Lineage: Eukaryota; Metazoa; Arthropoda; Insecta; Diptera; Drosophilidae
Gene: Cpr92F
Product: cuticular protein 92F
Source: RefSeq, a predicted model, not a curated record
CUAGGAGGUUCAACCAGCGUCCAGCGACCAGUCCCUGUGCCGUGUCGUGUGUAGUUAGUUUUCCGCCCAACCCCAGUGUGUCCCCCGGAACUCCUUUUCGAAGCUCAACCGUGUGAUCUAAAUAAAAAUGAAGCCAUUUUUAAUUGCCGCCGCUCUGCUGGUCUCGACGGUGUCCGCCACCUGGCACGGAGCCGUCUCCACACAGUACCAGCACCUGGACCCGCACAGCCACACCUACUCCUACGGAUACGCCGAUCCCAACUCACAGAAGCACGAGUCGCGCGGCCAUGACGGCACCACGCACGGCUCCUACUCCUACGUGGACGGCCAUGGUCACGUGCAGUCGGUGUCCUACACCGCCGAUCCGCACCACGGUUUCAAUGCCGUGGGCACCAACCUCCCGCAGGCUCCUCACGCCGCUCCCGUCUACGCCGCUGCUCACUCCCAUGGCGCCUAUGUGCCUUAUGCCCAUGCCCACGGACCCAUCCACAUCCCGGUGCUGACCCACGGUGGAGUGCCCGUUGACACUCCCGAAGUCCAGCACGCCAAGGCCGCCCAUGCCGCUGCCCAUGCCGCUGCCGCCCACAACGCCGGUGGUCAUCACCUGUACAAGCGCUCGAUCUACGGCGGAGGCUGGGCCUACGGACAGGCUGCCCAUGUGCCGCUGACACAUGGCGGUGUGCCCGUUGACACUCCCGACGUGCAGGCCGCCAAGGCGGAGCACUAUGCCGCCCACGCCAAGGCCCUGGGUCAUGUGGCCCAUGCCCACGGUGCUCCCGUUGAGACUCCAGAGGUGCAGCACGCCAAGGCCGCUCACUUCGCGGCCCACGCCGCCGCCCGUUCUGGCCACGCCAUUGCUCCUAUUGCCCACGGUGGCUACCACGUGCCCGUGAUCCAUAACGGAGUGCCCGUCGAUACUCCCGAAGUGCAGCACGCCAAGGCCGCCCACUACGCUGCCGUGUCGCAGGCUUCCGCGCACAGCGGAGCAUCCCACGGAUCCUGGGACGAUGGUCACUACGACGGACGCUGGGAGCAGGGUCACAGCAGCCACAACAGCUACGCCACCGGCUACGCGCAUAAGGGCCCCAUCCACAUCCCGGUGAUCCACAACGGAGUGCCCGUGGAGCCCGCAGAGGUGCAGCACGCCCGCGCCGCGCAUCUGAACGCCCUGGCCGCCGCCAGUCAUGGUGGUGCCGGACACGGAGGUUACUACGGCGGAAACGGUCACGAGGAUGACGGCCAGUACCAUGCGCACUACGACCACUACUAAGUCGACGACGGAUCGGAACGGGAGGGAACGAGGUUUAACUUUCGAUCGACGACGAGCAUCUCUAUACACUCUAUGCCUAACCGACUACCGAAGCCAUCGCGGCGUAUACGUAACCAUGCGCGACUUGAAGCAGCAUUCCCGACUAUCUCUCCUCCUGUCCCCAUUCUAUAUCUUUCUAUCUUUCACUCUCUACACACACCGCACGGAAAACUGAAGCAACUACACACGGGAGAUUGAGGCUGUUGGAAAGACAACGGCCUCCUUGCCUGCUGAGUUUCGAUCGAUUGGCACCCGAGGGUCCUAUCCACUCACCUCUCUUUGUACUGGCCUGUCUCUUGCCUCUUUUCUGCUGCCACCUUCUUUUCCCCCCUCUUUUCUUCUGUUACUUCGAUUGAGAAACGCUGUACGAGUAUGUUGUAAAUAACUGUUGUAAUCUUUAUGUAUCUGACCAGAUAUGAAUCUAUAUUUUAUAUGAAACUGCAAACAGACAAAUAAACUGCA